AUGCAUCUGCCUUGUGCGAGCCUGACCGAAACAACGAUCGCGGAUUUGAAAAAAAAAUUGGAAUUUGUUGAAACAUCAUAUUCACUUAUUAAAAAUCAGCUUGUGGGUUACAAGCUGUUGCAGCAGGAAUUGGACACAUACAAAAAACGGCUGGAAGCCUGCAACUUGUUAGUAUUUUCAUUUCCUGAUAACAUUCCGAGCAAUUUCCUCUACCUGGAAACAACGAUCGCGGAUUUGAAAAAAAAAUUGGAAUUUGUUGAAACAUCAUAUUCACUUAUUAAAAAUCAGCUUGUGGGUUACAAGCUGUUGCAGCAGGAAUUGGACACAUACAAAAAACGGCUGGAAGCCUGCAACUUGUUAGUAUUUUCAUUUCCUGAUAACAUUCCGAGCAAUUUCCUCCACCUGGUAUGUUUCAAAUCUCCACAGAUCACGCAUUUCAUAAUUGACUAG
This is a messenger RNA of Gongylonema pulchrum, 450 nucleotides long. Lineage: Eukaryota; Metazoa; Nematoda; Chromadorea; Rhabditida; Gongylonematidae. The record is from the annotation of a GenBank genome assembly.